This is a messenger RNA of Bemisia tabaci, 14589 nucleotides long. Its product is annotated as SIN3-HDAC complex-associated factor. The record is from RefSeq and is a predicted model, not a curated record. Gene Ontology annotation, cellular component: Sin3-type complex. Gene Ontology annotation, biological process: negative regulation of cell migration. NCBI's taxonomy places the organism in Eukaryota, Metazoa, Arthropoda, Insecta, Hemiptera, Aleyrodidae.
CCGACGGCGGACAUGAUUCGUUGAAUUUCGUUGCCUGUACUACUUAUUUCCUUCCUAAUAAUAUACUUUUACUCAAAUUGUAUAAAUUUUGUGACACUUGUUACCGUGGUUGUUUUUGAGGUGUAAUUUUCAUCCGUCUAGAAUACAAUUUCUCGCGUGUCCCAUCCGCUUUCGUUUGACUCAUGAAUUUUUUCAAUUUCAGUCCUGUUCGAAUUUGAAACAGAGCAAAGCGUCAUAGGCCAAGAAAAAACUCGAGACGAACGCAUGUUUUUGUGUGAAUCGCGAUAGAAUUAGGGCUGCCGAGACUGUCGACAUCAGUCCCUGUUUAAAGUUUGAAUUGUGGUGCAUUUAUCAGGUUCUUGUCAUUGAGUGUAUUGUAAAGUUGACACCUCAAGAUGUUCAAUUUUCAUAAACCUAAAGUUUACAGAUCUACGCAAGGGUGCUGCAUUUGCCGAGCCAAAUCAAGCAGCUCCAGGUUCACUGACAGCAAGAAGUAUGAAGAAGCAUUCGAACCUUGCUUUGAACUCAAAGAGAAGCGAACCGGGGAAGUUUGCAAUGCGUGCGUUCUGUUGGUCAAAAGGUGGAGAAAUCUUCCUGAGAAUAGUGAACGGAAUUGGAAGCAUGUUGUUGAUGCCAGAGCUGGACCAGGAACGCGGACACUAUCCAAGGUGAAAUCGUCAAAGAAUAAAAAGAAAAAGAUAAAAGAGAAACUAACCAAUGGAGAUGAAGUUAUGAAAAUGGAAGUAGACCCGAGUAUUACAUCUUUAGGCUUGAAAGACCUAGAUGGUAAUGAUUGUGAAUCACCGAGUCCUACGCCAAGUGAAGAAGCUUACCCGUUGAAACAUUCUCGUCUGAACGGUAAACCGAGCGGUAUUCCUGUCAGUGAUUUCAUUGAUAUGUCAGUGUGGAAAAAGGUCAAGGUUUGUUGCGGAACAAUAUUUGAAGGCCCCUGCGGUGCUGUAAUGAUCGAUCCACGUUUCAUGACGCCCUGCAGCAAGCGGCAUAGACCGUCAGAGAUGACACCAGUAGCAACGAAGGUGGAAGAACUGCCUGUAGCACCAGCAGUAAUGCCUCGACCAGAAACCGUGGUCGACAAACACAUAGCAGCAGCUGACCCUGGUAAAGUGUUCAACGAUGCUUCAUCAGACUCAGGGUACGAUGAAUCUUCUCAAGGUGAGAAUAUCCAUUCUAAAGUUAGCGGAUCUCAAGCACACAAGGUCGUUCAGCCUUCUAAUUGAUGUUAACUUUUUUCUAGAUAAUCUUAUCUUAUUUCAUAGUUAAUUUAUUUGUUGAAUCAUUUUUGAACCUGAGGAUACUUGCGCCACUCGGUGUCAAGUUCUCCACAGGUAACGAAUAAUUUUGUUGUUAAACUGCUUUUUCGAUCAAUUCCUACAAUUCAUUACUUCUGACUUCUCUUUGAAGACUCAGGUCAGGGUACUCACUGGCAUAACCAAGGGUUCCCUACCUUUUGCUUCAUUUAUAUUGCUCUUUCAUCAACUCUCAAGAGACCCAUUGUUUUGCUUUCGAGCAAACAUUCAUGCUCACAACCAAAUAAAAAAUAUUUUUUCCAUGUGUUGAGCUUCAUAGAGAAAUUGAAAAUUUCAACUGGUUCUCAGACCCAAUUAUUUAUACCUGUAAGUCUUGAGGAAGUUUUCCUCAAUUAAUACUUCUCUACCUACCCUCUUCCUUUUUUUUUUUUUUUUUUGAUGACCUAAUGUCAUUACGAAGGAUGUUUUCGUUUGGGUUUUUGUUGGAAAUAAUUCGCAAUGCGUUUAAUUUCAUCAGUAGUACACAAACGAGAGUAUUUCCUCCCCUGUAAGGUACAGUUAGAGUCAGCUUGUUGUUUCUCUAGUUACUGCUAAAUAUUCGACACGUUGCCUACCACAAUGUUUUUGCACUUAUCUCCCGCUGAGCCAUGGGAACACAUUAAGAAUGCCCUUCAAAAAUCCAGAUUCUGAAAAUGGGCCGUGCGAGGGCUGAUUGUUGUUUGGCCUCCUACAAAACACAUCAAAACCAGUCGAUUCGACCAAGGUGGUAGGCACCGUGUUGAGCUAUAAGCAAUGGAAAUUUUAUGAUGAAGAUAUAGCCCUGACUAUUGACGCAGUUCGCAGUAAUUCAAGACCUGAAAAUUUUUGGCAACAGACCAUCUAAAUCUGAUUGACAAAAGGGCAUAUUUGCCUGAAAGAUGUCCAUAGGACAAAAUUUUCGAAUGGAUCUAUUAAAAAUAAUUAGGCAAGUAUGAUCUCCAGCAUCUGGAGUUGUACCAAGUGUAAGGUCUCCUCUUGCAUCUUAGUUCUGCUUUAUUUAUAAAUGCUCCAGUUUUUCAACUUAGGUGUGAGGCCCAGGGUUGGGAUUUUUUUAAUCAUGUGGUGACAGGCCGGUCCUGUAAGCCCACCAGUUCAUUUUGCGCUCAACCUCUAGGUCUGAAACAGAACCAUUGCACAGUUCUAAGACCAUGAUACUGUCAUCAGUUGUCUCAAGCUAUGGUUAUGAAAUAUUAUGAAUCUGUGUUAUUCGAGUGUUUGUAGUGUUAAUGUCAACUAGAGUAUGCCCAAGUUGCGUUGGUCAAAGCACGGUUGCCACAGUCAAGGACCACUGGGAAUGUCAGGGAAAAAUUGGUUAGUCACUUUUAUUUCCUUUCUAGAAUGGGUUUCACAUUUCAAACAAUAAAUUUUGCCUGAAAGCCAAUGCAAAUCAUGUCUUCUUAAGCAUCUGGUGCAUCCUCAAUUGUAAGGGAACUUUAUCACAACGUGACAGAGAAAUCAGGGAAAUUUCGGAUAAUUUCAUUUUCUAAACUCUGUGGCAACCCUGUCAGUGUACUAUAAAACACCAACUUGGUAUCCAAUUUCACUCGCAAAACUUCGGAGCUGUCUUAGCAGACAAUUGCUAUUUCAGCUGCUGUUGACUGCUGUUUGACUUUCACCUCUGAUAUUCCAAUUUCAAGGUGUAAUCUUAAAAUAGAUCUUAUUUGCUCAGUGACAAAUUAUCUUACAAGAACAUUUUAAGAUGCAAGAGUAGAUCUAUGUCUCGCAUAUUUUUUUUCCUCCUACACGUGUCUCAUAUUUAAUAAAUUCCCUCAAAAUUAGCAUGUAGCUUAAAUUUUUGGAACAAUGCCUGAAAAUAGUUGGUAGUACUCGAGGUGCUCUUGCAUGAAAUUCACCACUUGCGUAAGUCGUAUAAGUAGAGUGCAAUUAUAACUCAACGUGUACAAGACAGGGUUGCUGCGUAUCAGUCGAUACCACAAGCAUAAAAGGUUAUUCUAAGCUGAUCUUUUCUAGGGAAUAGUGUUUCAGAAUGAAUGCAUGAGUUCUCAGCUGUCUCUAAACUGUUAUCUAAUCUUUGGAUCUAAUAUAGCUGUACGAUGAAAUAUAUUAGCAAACUACUCAUCAUAGGAUGAGUAAAUUUUGCUGAUGACUAACCAAUUUUCGUUCUUGUGUAAUGUGAUGUAUCAAAAAGUUAUUUUCUAGUAAGUCAUUCACACUAAUAGUUAAGUGCUUCAAAUAUUCUACGUAAGGUUUUAUGUAUCUAUUUCUCUCAGAUAAAAUCUUGAUUUCUAUUUGUAAAUAAUUGACUAUCCUCUUUUCAGAGUCUGCGAGUUAAUCUGAUAAAUCGUCUAAGCAAGUCAUACAAUUUAACACUUGCAUUAGAAUGAGGUUCGCUCAAAAAUAAUAUUGUACUAAUUAGCCGAACAUUGUACCAUUAUUAUUUUUUCUCUCUUUUUCCAUUCGUUUUUAAAGAGAUAAAUCUUUGAAAUCUGUGAUAGAAGUUUACCGAUUUUAAAUGUUAAAGUGUAAAAUGUAUUUAUGCCAAACGACUGUAUUUAUUUAUUUAUUUGUAAGUUGAUCUUAUUGAUGUAAGUAUAUCUGUUGUUUUAGUGGCAUGAUUGCCAAAUUGUACCAAGAAACCCGCUGAUUCUCAUCGUCCUUCGAAAGAAUCAGUCAGCUGUUAAAUUUGGCAAUUUUGUUAAGUAGUUUUAUCAAGUAGCGUUAGUUGCUUCAUUGCAAAUACCUGCCGUUAAAGUUGAGGAAAGCGCACUCGGCACCCGUCGUAUUUCGUAAGAAAUGGAACCGUUGAGAAGUUUUGUUUAUCGUUGGAUCUUAAUCCAAGUGCCUCAUCGUUCAGCUGUUGACAUUUAAAUUCAGCACCGAGUGUCUCAUCUUCCUGAACUUUAAUUUUGAUUGAACUCUUCCCUAAUAAGCAGAGAAGUUACAUCCAUUAGAAUUUUCUCUCAGUUGAACCUUCUAAUCGUUGCAAUACUUAAGGUCUUUUCCCACCAUGAUUCAAUUAUUUCAUUUUCAUGCAUGAACUAUCGUAAUUUAUCGUAAAGUUUUGAGGGUCGUUGUAGCUAUUGGAUUUCAUUCAUGCCUUUCAUACUCUCAUGAUUUAUGACAUUAGUUUUACAGAAUCUUGAAACUCGCAUUAAUAUAAGUUGUUCGGCUAAUAAUCUAGAUCAGUGAUCUAUGGUACAUGACAUUUGUUGCUUCAAAAGAAUGCAAAUGGGAAAAAUAAGCAAACAAUUUGAAUAUGGAAAAGCUGUGACUGUAAGUUGCCUUUCAAACUGCCGCGUUUCCAAAGAGCCAAAAACAUCUUGUCACCUGCUCUGUGUGAAAAUAUUCAGAACUCAUGGGCUUUAUUUGGUUUGAUUGAUAAGCUGUAAUGUAGGUUCCAACAUAAACUCUUUAUUGUGCUUGUUUUAUCUAAUUUAGGGUCAAGUAUAUAAGAUAUUUCUGCUGAGAAGUCAGGGAAAAUUUCAGUUUGAUAAGAAAAACCUGGAAAACUUUGAAAAAUAUCUCCUUAUAACGGGCCAGAAAUCCUGUUGUGAGGAUUCUAUUGCGCUUAAUUUCAUCACAUGGACUUGACUUACACGAAUUAGUGUGAAGUAUAAUUUGAAUGUUGAAGGUGUUUGUUUUGUAAGUGUUCUCCCGAUACAAGGAAAAGUAUUGUUUCAUAUGCUCUUCGGACUGUUUUAGCUAACUUUGCAGGCUAUUUGAAACUUAAGAAGACCCGCCAGCUCAUCUUUUCUAAGAUUGUAUUUUUCUGUCGCAUUCUGAACUUAGAUCAUCAUGUCGGAAAGUUUUGCAGUUUUCUUUUAUUAAGUUGUGUGAAUGGAUAAUUGAUAAUAUUCUUUCACAAAUUGUCGAAGGGAUUAGAGAGAGGGCCUUAAAUUAAAACUGAAGUUUUUUUAAUUUGAUCUAUCUCUCAUCUAUUUUUCAUGCAUUUAUACUAAUUUAAGAAAUCUAUCUCAUCUUGCUUAGGUAGGACUAAAUUGUUUUCUCGUAACAGUGUCUUAGUCCAAAUUUAUCGUUUCAACAGGCGAAUCUUGGAUUCGUUGCUCAAAGGUUCUUAUGGGGUGCCAUUUAUAUUUUAACUAGCAAGAUUUAAGGCUGAUAAGCUCUGAAAAAAAGCAUGUAAUGCAUUUCAGAUGCAUGAUACACCCAAUGACAUAUCAAGGCGCAAGAACUCAGGACCUCAGCGGUGCUAUGUUGACACACUUCUUUGGAGGAACGUUGUUAUCAGUCGAAUUAGUUCUAAUUAGUUAGUGUUAAAAACAUUGUAAAGGUACUUACUUUUGCAGAGAAGUUUUGUCGGAAAAAGACAGGGCCUAAAAGCAGUCUCAAUUAUUAAUGAUGUUUCGUUCCUCAUUCGUUUAUUUGGUAAUUGAAAGUUGCAUGUACUCGAAUUACAUCUGCUUUAAACAAGGAUAAGUAAACAUAUUUUUGCACUUUUAUACUGGAAUAGUAUAGUAUAAGAUUCAAAUUCCCAAGAACUUAAAUUCAAAGAUUUUGUAAGAUCUGCCUGUCGGAAAGAACCCUAACAUCUGCACUAACUAUGUACCUAAGCUUAACCCCAAAAACGCUAACCUGCCUUAGCGAGACUUGCUUUUUUCAGUAUCAUAUUCUAAUGUAAGCAUCGUGACCAAUUUUGUAGUACAGCUUAAAGGAUCUCCUUAUCUUGGUGUAAAGAGUCAUGAUUUAAGAACUUUUUAAUACCCAUCUGAUAGCCACCCCCAUUCAUUCCAGAUUUUUUCCAAAUAAUGGUAAAUCUUUAAACAGCUAAGCAAUGAAGUAAUGGCAUGAUUCUGAAAUAACGAUGAAACUCAAUCGGACCUGUGUGAGCUUGGCAAGGAACAUAUUAUGGAAUUCACAAAUACUCAGCCCCCUUCACACUCUGUCCCGCCUUUUCCCCUUUAAGAACAUGUUUGAUUAAGUGCUUUGUUGUUGCAGCUUUGAUAUUCUUACAAUACUUAACUCUGAGGCUCAUCAAACGAGUACCCUCAGAAUUUUUUUGCCUUUGUCCGUUUUAAACUUUUUUCCUUUUUUCCUCUCAUGAAGGAGCUAUUGAAGGUUUCUGUAAUUUAUUCUGGGGGGUUUUUUGGUGGGAGGGGGGGGGGAGAAUGUCUUCGUCACGGCUUGAAACCACUACAGAAAUGUUCGAAAACUUGCUGUAACAGAGAAUGCGGGUAGAAAAAGCUGUGACCAUGUGCAUAGUGUGCAACGCUGCCAGGAACCAUGGAAAAGUACAGAGAGGAAUCAGACCUCGGCACAUCACCUGUCAGCUUUUUUUGUCAGUCUUCUGUCCUGAUGAAAUAGAGGGCGUUUUCCUUGUGAUCUCAAUUAUUGAAUCUUCAAUGAAGUUCUCAGGAUUUGUCAACUCAGGCACCUCUCUUUAUGAAGCUUGUGGCCAGCCAUGCAUUAUCAAACCAACUUAAUUGAGCAAUAGGGAUUCUCAGUUUGCCGCCUGUGUUUUGAGGUUGAACUUGUUUUUUAAUCGUUUCUAUAUUUUUGCACUCGACUUCGCUAAAGUUUGCACCCCCUUAGCUUUUGUAAUUGCUUGUUAGGUUAUAACUUGUUUGUUUUCUGAUUGAUUGGUAUCUCUCUCUGAAUUUAUCUCUUUAGAACAAGAUAGGUGGAUUUGACUGUUCAAAAUUCUAAUUCUGGUUAGGCACUGUGAAAGAAAUUACUCUGCUGCAUUACGGAAGAGAGCUGUAAGUACAUUUCUGUGUGAGCCACGGUUAGCACAUACUCUUAUGCGUCUUGUGGCUUAUCCCAGAAUGCAUUUACGGCUCUUUUCCUCGGAGGUUGUGAAAAAUGACUGAAAGUUCUUAAAAGAAAGCUUGAUUUUUCAUUCCUGAAGCUGGUACCAAUUUUACUUUAAGUUCAAUGAGUCUUAGCCCCCCUGGAGAAGUAAGUGUGAUCACUCAGUCUAUGAAAUCAUGAAACUCCCAAACUUCCUGCUAGUUUCGACUGAUUCAAAAUUUUCACAUCCUCAUAUUUUACCCCAUUAGUUUCUACUUAGUAAUGUUAACCAAUGAACUUCGUUUUCUGAAUUUUUGAGGGAAUUUUCUCAGCUUCCACAGCGCGUAACAAAACAUUUUGCACCCAUGUUUCAUGCUUCAAAUCUAUUCGGUCCAUAUGAUUUUCCUGUUUAUUUGUGGGAGGUGGGAGGAGGGGGAGGGGUAAAUUUGUAACCUUUCUUUUCUACUUGAAAUUUUACCUGUAAGACAAAUUUUAUUUCAGUUAAAGUAAGGUAAUAAUUAUCGUGCAAUUAGUUUUGACUGACAUUAAAGUUAAGGAUUACGUAGAGUAAUAUUGCCAAUGUUAUGGUAGUUGUAAAAUUCCAGGGACCAUGAGUACAAAGGUGCAAUUUAAUUAGCUGUUUGUGUAUCUGUGUAACCUGGGUAGAUCAGCUGCUGUGGAAUUCUGCUAAAAAUCAUUGACCUCAAUUCGAAUUGCUAUCAUUUAAUGGAACAGUUGCGCACAAAUUUUGUUAAAUAACCGAACUGAAUCGUAUUUUUUAAGUUUCCUAAGUUAGUCCAAAGCUCCCAAUUUUUAUCGCCUCUUCUCAAAUUUAUGAAGAAAAAGAAACAAACACCUAAAACAGAAAACAGCAUAGUUGUCAUUCAAGUGAAUCUUGAUUAGUUUUAUCCGGGCAUUUAUGAGCUAUUCUUACUCGCAAAUCCCUCCCCUCCCCUCCACUUUUUUGUUGCAACCAAGUGUUAAUGAAAUGGUCUCUUUAUUUUGGAAGAUAAAAUUAUUUGUAAAUAAUCUCAAUGUAGUUCUUUUCAACUUGCGAAAAUUUGUAGUUUUACUUCAAGUAUGUUGCGUUAUUUUUUUAAUUUUUAUCAGAAUUGUCUCGAUAAUUUUAAUACAUUUUAUCGCUAUCAUGUUAGUUGAUCAUUCUUUUAAAACAGAUUUUAUCUAUCUAAUUUUAUUUACACUUUGAGUUUUUGUCAGAUUUUUAUUUUCCUCUGGAUUUCUAAUCUCAGAUUCCAAAUGGAAAUUCAGUUCGUUCAUUUUAAGAAUUUUUUCUGUUGCUUCUAUAACAGUGAGUUUUCCUUUUCGUCCAAUCAGUUCAAUGUUCUUCUAAAAGACGGUCAAUCUAGUGUUAGUUAUCCUGAUAAGUAUUCCAAAACUGUUUGAUGAGUUUAGGUCUUCAUCACUUCUGAUCAAGUCUGCUUGCUAUAUAACUGGAGGAUAAGCGUUUAUAUUCUUGCCAUGAAAGAACCCGUUUAUCACCAUUUUUCAGUCACACUUACCCUUCGGUAAAAAUUGUACCAUUUUCUUAAAAAUAUAGUAUGUAACAAAAUGCUGCCAACUUCAACUUACUCCCUGCCGAAAUCGGUCGUAAACCUGCUUCUCCAGAUGUCACAAUGUGUCUUGAACAAUUCUUUAGAGGAACACAAGAAAAACAAGAAAUGAUGAAGGAACUUCGACAGUUGAAUGUGGCAUUGACCAAUCAGAGACCAGGAUUUAAAUUGAACUUAUGAUUAAAGCAUUUGACAGGUGGUCAAACUACCUGUUAAAUAUCUUCCAAUUUUUCCUUAUGUCGAGCUAAAUUUAACCAGGAGUUUGUGGUAACAAGAGGUGAUAAAAGGCUUCUUUCGUGUUUAUCCUCUUGUCAAAUUCUACUGACAGUUUGACCAGAGGUGAUAGAACUGCCCCUUAGGUACUUUCUAUUUUAGCCUUUCUUUCUUGUGUGCCUGUUGGAAGUUAGUAAUGAAAUUCCCCUGUUAAUCCCAUUCUCAAAAUUGCUACACUGAUAGGUUACAUAUCUCUUAGUCCCUAAAUUUAUAGAGAUGUAAAUUAUUCAUUGAUUGCUAAGAGACUACUAGGAAGGCAUAACACCAAAUUGUCAAAGGCUGUUAUUUGAUGUAAAAUUAACGAAUCAUAACGGUAAUGAGCAAUUGUUUGUUUCUUGUCGGUAUUAUCUAAAUUUUGUAUGAAUCAAUCUCUGCCUCCAGCAUGUUUUGUUGUUCAUAAAAUGGGUUCAACCCAUUAUGAAUUCUUUUUUUACGAAUGACAAAGGAAAAUAAAAGGCUUUCACCGCCAUUUUAAGUGAGUGUCCGCACUGAAGGCAUAUGUAGAAAUCUUGGUCUCUGGAAUCCAGAUAGUGCGUUUAAUCUCACAUGCGAAUAUAUAAUUUUGCAGAGAGGUGCUAUCUUUGCUUAAAAUCGUGGAAAACAUCACUGUAUUUUUACAGUGUCAUGCUUUAUCAGAUACGUGGCUUUUCAAAUUUCUCGAUUCGGUUGAUAAAGCUGUCCUUCUUUUAUUUCUCAAAAGUCAAAUUUUUCUUUUUCUCUAGUGUGUUUGAUUUUGAGAGCAGUGUUGGUCAUGACUGAUCAUUUCUCGUCUAGCUCAUUCGAGCUGAGUUCUCGUUGGUUGCAGCUUGCAGCCCCCUGCAAAAUGUGUGAAUAUAGAGUGAUUAAAGAGUCUUGAACCACCUCCAUAAUUCCUAGAUUUCUUGCCCCUUUUCAGGGCGGUCUUGUAAAAUGUUGGGGACUCCUUAAAGAUAUUUCCUUUGAUCUAGGAGCCUUUACAAAAUUCCAAGUUUUUAUCUCAAUUUGUUCAAAAGUUGCAAAGGCGAUGUCUGGUGCUAGAGGCGUGGGAUCUGAAUCACUCAGUAUAACUGUAAAACCAGCCAAUUAGAGAGCUAACAUUUAAAUUUGCAGGCAGCUCAAGCCAUCUCUCACUGACGCAAACAUUAAAACUUAAAAAUGUUUUCUUAUUGUGUCGAAGGUCAUUACUUGUUACAAUGCAAGUUCAAACCCCACUGAUUUUUUGGAAACAUAACUCUUAUAGCGACAUUACAGCGGAAAAAAGAGAUUAAAAAAAGGAGCUCAGCACAAAAGCUAUUUACAUGACCCAACAGAUUUUCAUGAUUUCUUUUUGUUUGAAAUUUCAAUGUGCUUAUUUAAAUUUUGCCCGAAAAAAUUCCUCCACUAAUCCUAUAAUUUUUUAAUUUGUAAAUAAUUAUCAAAAAUUGUGCUGUUUUAUCUGAGUGUUCUAAUCGUCAUUUAUCGGGCGAAUUUCAGUGUGGAAGUCAACUUAAAAAGUAUUAUCAUUCAGCAUGUUUGUAGUUUUCAUGAAUGUGUACUCAUACUUGUUUCUCAUUAAAUUUUUAGCUCUGUCACUGCCUGAAACCUACCUUGAUUGUUCCAAAGUGGGUUUUGCUUUUAUUAUCGCUGACCUAUUGAGUCCUCGUAAAUUCAGUUCAAAAUAAGUCGUAAUUGUGUUUGGCCAAAGCGUCAUAGCUACCAAAGCUGAUUUCCUGACUUGUUUCAAAGUGUUCACUCUAGGUGCAAUUUGAAAUUUCCUAACUUACUUGCUUGCACUCGUCAUCUCUGUGCAUAAUAUUUUUUAAGGUUGGAUUCAAUUUCCAUAGUUUGCAUGAAAUGUUUCAUACUUUUCACAAGUCCUAUCAAUUUUUUAAACUAAAAAACGUCUCCUGAUUACCAGUCGCACGCCUGUGUUCCUCGGUUACUUUCAAAAAAACUAAGACCCCGAAAUCCUCAAUUACAGCGGACCAAAUUUAUUCAACAGUCUACCGCUAUGUUUUUACAUGAACUACCACUGAGAUAUUUGUACUUUUUCACUAAAUAACUGAUUAUAGCUCUAAAAAAAUGUUAUGAAGAAUUCUUAACAGUGUAUGCAUUUAUUACUACCUUAUUUAUUAAUGAUAACAUUUAAUUGUUCGGAUUCCUUGCCAAUCCUCAAAGGCUGGUUGUACUCUGAACUUUAGUAUAUCUUCAGGCUCACAUUUCUUACUUGUAAUUUUUUUAAGUGUACCUCUUUACUUGGAUACAUAGAUGUAUUUGGUAUUUAGAAUGGUGAUUUUCGAAAAAUAAUCAAUUUGUUUGUACCUUGAUCCAUAUGGUAAAACAGUGUAUUUUUCGGCAGUGAUAAAUUGGUUGGUCUGAGUAUCAAAACUCAAAAGUAUGGGAGAGGAGGAGGGGGGGGGGGUUUAUAUUAAAAAUAAUCAGCAUCAUAGAUGCCUCAUAAAUUAGAUUCAUGGAUCUUUAAAUUUUAUUUGAUUUCAAACCUAAGCCCAACCAAUCAAUUCCAAUAUUCAAUUAGUGUGUAGCUAGUUCAUUUUUUCCAUAGAAGGUGAGACUGUAAACUUUUUAUGGUUCGAACAGCUUCCUAAAAAUAUUUGAAUUUCCUUUCAACUUUUACUGUGUACGUUCUCAUACUUAAAUUUUCAUGUAUUCUUAAUCGAUAUAUGAAUACACUCGAAACAUCUGUCAAAGAAUACUUAACUCCCUGACAGAAUGGAUGAACAAAUGAAUAGAUUAUUCUGCGAACUAGCUGAGUUUUCAGUAAUGCAGGUUCAUAACCUAAUCUUCUAUGGUGACGAGAGGUAUCGUCUGCUUCUGCAAUCUAGAAAGAAAGUUUCUCCAUUUAAUCUUUGAAUAUUACCAACUCUCAAAAAUGAAUCCUGAAACGUUUCUGCGCUAAGCACUUCACUUGAUAAAAAUUAGAAAAAGGAAAAAUAACUUGUAAAUUCUUGAUUCUCUCUUUUCUUUUGAAGCCUGGAUGCAGUGGCAAUUCUUGGAAGUUGGAAACACUAUUUUUCCUCCAUUUAAAUGAAUAUAUAUUAUAUGAUUAUGCAAUACUCUGGUGAGGCAUUAAUGCCUCACCAAAGUAUAGAUAUUCAAAAUAUCUAAAGUCGAUAUUCAAAAUGGCUUUGAAUGGGGGAAAACAGUGGUGCCAACUUUCAAGAAUCGCCACUGCCCGAAUGAACCAUAUUCGUAUUCUUUAUCUCUCUCUGUCAACGUAGUUGCCUUGAAAAAUAAUUUUCUUCUUCAUGAGGAUUUUAAUUUUGAUCAAGUUACCGAUUCUGACAUAAUUUUUAUUACUUCUUUGCUUUCAGUCAAGAAUAACAAUUAUUAUAGCAAAAUUUACCCAUGUUGAUAUUGCUAUUUAAUCAGCUUGAAUUUGAACCCAUCCUAAGAAUUUUCAUUCUAAAUACCUUUAAUCAAAAGAGGUGCUCUUCAUUUUGCCAUUGCUAAGAUGAACUCUCUCUUAGGCCAUAGUCUGUGAAGUCAAAUUCGCCAAGAGGAAAGAAAAGGCUUUUUUGUGUGCUUGAAAUCAAGAAGCGAACGACGCAGAAAACUGCAUGUGUUGAAGCACACGCGCAGGCGUCAGCAAGAACUCCUAAAAUUAUCUGUUGUGUUAAAUAUUACAAGAAAAUGAUCAAAUGUAACUUUCAUUGUUGUGUUCCGCUAAAUGAGCUCCACCCCUCCCCUCCAAUAUAAAUAGGUUCUAAAUAUUGAUGCCUCAAUAUUAUUGGGUUACGAAUUAAAUUAGUGGAAAUGAAUUUCUCGGGAAAAGUAACUUCUAUAAGAUUUUCUGUCUCAUCCUUUUUAUGCAACUUUGGAACCUGUAAUGUUUAAUAACUUGAGUGACUUAAUUUUUUAAGCUCUGUAGUAAUACUUCAAUCUCUGUAACUAUAUGUAUUAUAUAUAUGUACUCCUCGGUUUAUCAGAUAUUACUGGAGAUGUGUAAUUUUAUAGAGAGUUAAUUUAAUACCAUUUUGUACAAUUGUGCAGUAUGAGUUAAUUAUGUUCAGCUGUGAUACAUGAUUUUUCAGGUUGUUGACCUGUGUCGUUUAACUAAAAAUUUAUAAAAAAAAAAGAAAAAAAAUGGUAAAAAAGUUAAUUAAAAGAAGAGGUGUUGCUAAGGCUUAAAAACAAUCAGCUACAUCCUUGAAUUCUGUAACUUCAGCGUUUCUUGACUGUAGAAAGUGCAUACUUCACAAAUGUAAUUAGUUUUUGCUGGUCAUUAAAUCCCACCAGUCAGACAUUGCGGUGAUAGGGCCAGUAAUCAUGGGUCAGUAAGCUGAAAAUCGCCAAUUUUCGUUGAUUUUUCUUGUUAAAUGCCGUAUCUGACCAGAGUGCACGUUUCAUAUCAGGUUGCAGCUUUUUGCCUUUUUGCAGUACAAGGAAGGUUGAUAAAUAUCAAUCAAUCUAAUAAUUUUUUGUGCUCUUGCUAAGAAACAACUAUAUUUAGCUUUCAGGCCCUUAUUUUCAAUAAGUGGUCUUGUUGAAGGCAUCCAAUGAUAGGCUAAAACCGAUUAUUUUCUUUUAUUAAGACAUCCUAACGCUAAAAAACUCAGGAGUUACAAAAAUCAACGGUGGUGAGAAUUUUGGGCCUUAACGACACUCCUACUUUGGAUCAUAAAAAAAGAGACAUAGGUUUUAUUAUGUGAGUCUUCGAGUACUAUCCUUUCUGAAAGUGUGUAUCAUGAUGCCAUUAACUGCUUUCAUCUCAUUGGGACCACAUCUUAAGUAAAUGUAGUACCGAAGUUUUGAUACUUCUUCCCCUCAUUCCUUCCAGAGCUGUUUUUAUUUUCAGUUGACCGAAAAUUAGUGCAUUUGAAAAAUUGGAUUCAAUGAAGAUUGAGAUCUUGGAAGCAUCCAAAGUUUUAAGGAGCGGGGCGUAUUUUCCCCAGCAAUUUUCUAUCAAAUAUUUUCUUAACUUGGAUCACAAGUUAACAAGUUAAGUUUCCAAUUGUGAUUAUCAUCAUCAUUGGAAAGUACAACUCAUAUUGCCAGGGACUUUGUGAUAGUUAUAACUUUUAAGUGGCAUAAUACUUCAAGCCCUCCCUGCCUCAGCAUUUUAAAACUUUGACACAAUUUUUUGUACCAUCUGAGAAGGAGUUGACAAAGCCUAAUAGAUUCUGUGGAAUCCAUUGAGAUGGUAUGGUAUGAUCGGUCUCUCAUUCCUCUCCUAAUCUGUUAUGUAACCAUAAGUUUUAAAAUCUUCUUCUAAAGCUCUACAUAUUUUUAUCAUGGUACUCUGUACUCGUUGUGAAUUUUGUGUUGUUUGAGCACUUAUCUCAAGACUUCUUACCCUAAUUGUCAGGGACCUUCCAAGUGUCCAACAAAUGACCUUAAAUUUUUAAAGUCUCGCAAGUUCCUUUAAAUAUAGGUUUUGAAGUCGUAGACUUGACAUAUCUCAAUUAUUCUAGCCAUGAAUCAUAGGAUGUACAGUAUCUUGUGAUAGAGAUCAUGAACAAGCUCUAAUUCAUGAUCGAAAAUCAACCCUUUUGAUGUGCGAUGUUGACCUAUCCAAAUAUGUCCAUCAGUUCAUCUUGUAAAUAUACCCAAUCAUUUUUAAUUGAAUGCUUCUCUUUUUUAAAGAAAAAAAAACAGUAUGUAUCAUCUCUUUGUAUCUUUAAUUUUGUUAUACUAAGAACAAAUUGCAGCAACGCCAAAAAGAAAUGAAAAAAUGCAAUUCUGUGUAAUUUAUGGGAAUAAUAUAUUUUAAUUUUUAAGCUAAGCUACAAUAAAGUCUUCAAACUAUGUAA